Molecule: messenger RNA, 1105 nt
Organism: Galendromus occidentalis (western predatory mite)
Lineage: Eukaryota; Metazoa; Arthropoda; Arachnida; Mesostigmata; Phytoseiidae
Exons: 3
Coding region: 32-625 (197 amino acids)
Source: RefSeq, a predicted model, not a curated record
GCUCAGGAAGUUACCGCGCUAUCCUUUCGAAAUGAAAAUCUAUGAGGAUUGUGUGGUAUUUGUCAGCCAAAAAUAUUUGACCAUCUCCAACCCUGAGAUGACAGAAUUCACCGACAUUGAUCUUCCGGGAAUGGACUAUCGCAACGGCGCAACCCUCAUGGCCUUGGAGCGCAUCGGUGACAAAGUUUUCAUUUUGGAGUCUCUCCGAGAGGGUCGGAUUGUCGACAAAACACGAGUUGAUAGGAUCCACGCCAUCAGCUUGAAAGCAAAGAAGAGCGUCCGGUGCGCCUCAGUUCCGCUUUACCAGGGAGAAGGAAGCUCUUACUGUAACCGCUACGAUGUGCACCCGGAGGCUACGAGCAGCUUCGUGAAAGCUGGAUCGGAACUCUUCCUGGCGAUCCAGACUGAUAGUCACGAGCCCUUCCUACUCUAUUCUGUGGGCCUCGAAUCUCUGAAAUGCACCCUUUUGUUCGAGGUCGCCCCUCCUGGAGCAAAGUGGGCCAAUCCGGACGUACUCUUCAGUCGAGCUUUUUCGUGCCUUGUGCCUCACGCUGUCGUGUCUUGCGACUGUACAAACUCGAUGGAGAUGGGGAAACCUGAAGACGACGAGGAAGCCGACAAGUAAUUUAUCUUGUGAUCUCUGUACAUACUUUUCGAAGAAAGCCUACCUCACAUCUCGGUCUCGGAGGGAAGUUUCUCUUUGAGGCCAAACUGAUUGCGAUAAACAAGUGGCUGACCAGAGUGUUCUCUGGUCACUGGAACCCCGGAACCGGCCGAAAGCUCCCCAUCCCCGCUCGAAAUUUUGCCCGACAUUUCAACAGCUAGAAUCAUCGAGACCAGUGAAUGUUUCAUAUGUGUGUAUAUGUAAUGCCGUUUCUUUGAAGUCGGAAGAGUGUAAAGCGCCGUGAAUGGCCGGAAGCGGGAUCGAGUUGGGUGGAAAAGUCCGAAGAAGUCGGCUCGAGCUGACAGUGACAAGACAGAGGAUCUCCUCCUAACCUGAACUCACCUGCCUCGAUGUCUGAGGCUCUAGUCAGUGUUUCAAUCCGACUUCAAAGAAUCGCGACCUCAUACUUCAUCAGCCUCGGUGGUCAGAGCUGCUGGAGCG